GCUGCGACUGUGAGAGUGUUCGGUUGAAGAAGGUUGCGAUUCUUAGAGUCUUUAAUCUCUGCUACUAAGUUUUAUUUAUUCUUUAUUACUGCAAAUUUCUGUUACUGAGAAUUGCUAGGUUUCGAUUAUGGCAUUGCACAAUCCUUCAAGCUCAAUUCUCAGGUUCUAAUUUAUUUUUUCAUUCAUGCCUCCUAAGAUUCCUCCUAAGUUUAGAAAGUUUGAAUCUGGAAAUGAGAAACGUAAGAAAAAGAAAAAACUCGAAGAGUUCAUUCAAUCUCAAAGAGGAGCUCUUGAUAAAUUUCUCAUAAAGGAACCACAAAUUUCUAUUGAAAAUGAGAAUGUUGGUAAUGUUGAUUCUGAAAUUCUUGAAAAUGUGGUUGAGAAUAAUAAUACGGAGAAUGAAAGUGUUAAUCCGGAAAAUAGAGGCGAUGUUCAUGGUGAUGAUGUUAAUUUGAAUACUUCACUUGAUAAUGAAGAUGAUGAUAAUCUGGAGGGUAAUGUUAAUGACAAUGUAGAGCAAGCAAACCCAAUUGAACGUUCGUUUGAUAUAUUUGAUCCAAGAAAUUGGGAUGCUCUUGAUUCUAAAAUGAUUGAUUUAUUAGUUAUGGAAGGUCCUAAACGCGAUUUAUCCAUUGUAAAUGGUCCUAAAGAUAAAUCUUCUAGACGCUUUACAGCUAAUUUAUAUACUAGGACUUUAGCAAAUGGAGAGAAGUGGGAUAGAAAAUGGCUUGUUUAUUCGAAAGAGCUCGAUAGAGUAUUUUGUUUUUGUUGUAAAGUUUUUAAAAGAGGGAAUGUUAAUGGUCUAUUAACAAAUGAGGGUUUUUGUAAUUGGAAGCAUAUUGGUGAAAGGCUUAGAGAGCAUGAGAGAGGCGCCGUACAUAUCAAGAAUAUGGUUACUUGGAAUGAAUUGCUUCAAAGGCUGCAAAAGAACCAGACUAUUGAUAAAACAAUUUAAAGACUAUUCUCGUGACAGUUGCUUCUACAAAAAGAAGUUUUUCAAAAUUGAAAUUGUUGAAGUCUUACUUGCAAUUUAUCAUGUUACAAGAAAGGAGUAAUGUAUUAACAUUGAUAGCGGUUGACAAUGAUCUUUUGGAGCCAAUACAAAUGAAGACUUGAUCGAUGAAUUUACUUAAAAGUAUUAGAAUGAUGUCUCUUUUUAAGUAGUUAGAAGGUUGAUAUUAGUUUGAAGUUGUAUUGAGAUGUUAUUUAUAAUUAAAUAUAGUAGUAUGAGUAUUUUGUGCUUCAUUUGGUAACAUUUUGAGUUUAUGAUGUUAUUGAUUAGAACAUGACUGUUAUUUUCGUUAUUUACAAGGAUGUUUCUUUAUAUUAUUGAUGUUGUUUACUAA
This is a messenger RNA of Trifolium pratense (red clover), 1346 nucleotides long. Its product is annotated as zinc finger MYM-type protein 5-like. Bases 185 to 955 code for a protein of 256 amino acids. The transcript is spliced from 2 exons. NCBI's taxonomy places the organism in Eukaryota, Viridiplantae, Streptophyta, Magnoliopsida, Fabales, Fabaceae. The record is from RefSeq and is a predicted model, not a curated record.